Molecule: messenger RNA, 507 nt
Organism: Aspergillus fumigatus Af293
Lineage: Eukaryota; Fungi; Ascomycota; Eurotiomycetes; Eurotiales; Aspergillaceae
Product: putative PKS-like enzyme
Source: RefSeq, a predicted model, not a curated record
AUGCAGGAUAUCAUCAACAAAUUCCCUCCGCUGCCUACCCCUCCAGCCAAGUUAAAGGAAGAACUCCACGAAGCACGCAACAAGUGCAUUCUGUCCAACUUCAACACGAACGUUGCUGAGUAUGUCGGUUUGAUCGCGGACAAAUCCCGAGGCCUCCGAACCCUGAAAAACGUUGCCGGAACUGGAGGCACAACCUACUAUGUCCUGGAGAGGCUCCCCGGUUUUCUGGCUAAAGCCGCCGAACGAUUCUCCAAGGACGCAGUAAUCCUGGAGUUUUUGACGCUGAACAUCGAAGAGGAUCCGCUAGCACAGGGUUUUCAGGCUGAGUCAUUUGACCUGAUUGUAUGUGCCAAUGUCCUGCAUGCCACGCGGUCAAUGCAGGAGACUGUAGCCCACUGUCGGUGCUUUCUGAAACUGGGAGGCAAGCUCGUGCUGUCAGAGGUGACAAUCGGCGGCCUCGGCGGUAUCUGCCGUGGGAUCAGUCGCUGGCUACGGAGAAGGGCGUGA